UGCUGAGGAGCCGCGCUUGGGCGCCCCGGUCCGCCCCCGUGCCCCGCACGCGCGCUCCGAGCCCCCCGAGCCCGGCCGCCGACGCCGGCAUGAGCUGAGGGAGGCGGGUCCCCGAGAGCCCCCUGCCUCGCGCGCGGCUCGGAGUUUGAAGGGCCCCGCGCCGAGCCCCGCCGCCCGCCUGCGUCCACGCAGAACCUUCUUGCCGCCGUCUCUGGGGACCGGAGCGGCGCACGCAGGCCGGGCGCCGGCGGCGGGGCGUUCAUGAGCCGCCGGGCGGCCCGCGGCCCCGGGAGCCUGCGCCGUGACUCACCCCGCGCCCCCGCUUGUGUCUCGCCCCACCCGGCAGGAUGCCGGACCAGAUCUCCGUGUCCGAGUUCAUCGCGGAGACCACCGAGGACUACAACUCGCCCACCACGUCGAGCUUCACUACGCGGCUGCACAACUGCAGGAACACGGUCACGCUGCUGGAGGAGGCUUUAGACCAAGAUAGGACAGCUCUGCAAAAGGUGAAGAAGUCUGUGAAGGCAAUAUAUAAUUCUGGUCAAGAUCACGUUCAAAAUGAAGAAAACUAUGCCCAAAUUCUUGAUAAGUUUGGGAGUAAUUUUUUAAGUCGAGACAACCCUGAUCUUGGCACCGCUUUUGUCAAGUUUUCAACUCUUACAAAGGAACUGUCCACACUGCUGAAAAAUCUGCUCCAGGGUUUGAGCCACAAUGUGAUCUUCACCUUGGAUUCCCUGUUGAAAGGAGACCUAAAAGGAGUCAAAGGGGAUCUCAAGAAGCCAUUUGACAAAGCCUGGAAAGAUUAUGAGACAAAGUUUACAAAAAUUGAGAAGGAGAAAAGAGAACAUGCAAAACAGCAUGGCAUGAUCCGCACGGAAAUAACAGGAGCUGAGAUCGCAGAGGAAAUGGAGAAGGAAAGGCGCCUCUUUCAGCUGCAGAUGUGUGAAUAUCUCAUCAAAGUGAAUGAAAUCAAGACCAAAAAGGGUGUAGAUCUGCUGCAGAAUCUUAUCAAAUAUUAUCAUGCACAGUGCAAUUUCUUCCAAGAUGGCUUGAAAAUAGCUGAUAAGCUGAAACAGUACACUGAAAAAUUGGCUGCUGACUUAUAUAAUAUAAAGCAGACGCAGGAUGAAGAAAAGAAACAAUUAACUGCACUCCGAGACUUAAUAAAAUCAUCUCUUCAACUUGAUCAGAAAGAGUCUAGGAGAGAUUCCCAGAGCCGGCAAGGAGGUUACAGCAUGCAUCAGCUCCAGGGAAACAAAGAGUACGGCAGUGAGAAGAAGGGCUACCUGCUCAAGAAGAGUGAUGGGAUCCGCAAAGUGUGGCAGAGAAGGAAGUGUGUUGUGAAGAAUGGAAUUCUGACCAUCUCACACGCCACAUCUAACAGGCAACCAGCUAAGGUGAACCUCCUCACCUGCCAGGUGAAACCAAAUGCUGAAGACAAGAAGUCCUUUGACCUGAUCUCACAUAACAGGACGUAUCACUUUCAGGCAGAGGAUGAGCAGGAUUAUGUAGCGUGGGUAUCAGUAUUGACCAACAGCAAAGAAGAGGCCCUGGCUAUGGCUUUCCGAGGAGAGCAGAGCACAGGGGAGAACAGCUUGGAGGAUCUGACCAAGGCCAUCAUCGAGGACGUCCAGCGGAUGCCCGGGAAUGACGUCUGCUGUGACUGUGGCUCUUCAGAACCCACCUGGCUUUCAACCAACUUGGGUAUUUUGACCUGUAUAGAAUGUUCCGGAAUCCAUAGAGAAAUGGGAGUUCAUAUUUCUCGCAUUCAGUCUUUGGAACUAGACAAAUUAGGAACUUCUGAACUCUUGCUGGCCAAGAAUGUGGGAAAUAAUAGUUUUAAUGAUAUUAUGGAAGCAAACUUACCCAGCCCCUCACCAAAGCCCACCCCUUCCAGUGAUAUGACUGUCCGGAAGGAAUAUAUCACUGCAAAAUAUGUAGAUCACAGGUUUUCAAGGAAGACUUGCUCAUCUCCAGCAGCUAAACUGAAUGAAUUGCUUGAGGCUAUCAAAUCCAGGGAUUUGCUUGCACUAAUUCAAGUCUACGCAGAAGGAGUUGAGCUCAUGGAACCACUCCUGGAAUCUGGACAGGAGCUUGGCGAAACUGCCCUUCAUCUUGCAGUCCGAACUGCAGACCAGACAUCUCUCCAUUUGGUUGACUUUCUUGUUCAAAACUGUGGGAACCUGGAUAAGCAGACGGCCCAGGGGAACACGGUGCUCCACUACUGCAGUCUGUAUGGUAAACCUGAGUGUCUGAAGCUGCUUCUUAGGAGCAAGCCCACCAUGGACAUCGUUAACCAGGCUGGAGAAACUGCCUUGGACAUAGCAAAGAGACUAAAAGCUACCCAGUGUGAAGAUCUGCUUUUCCAGGCUAAGUCUGGAAAAAUCAAUCCACACGUCCAUGUGGAGUAUGAAUGGAAUCUUCGACAGGAGGAGAUGGAUGAAAGUGAUGACGAUCUGGACGACAAACCAAGUCCUGUCAAGAAGGAGCGCUCGCCCAGGCCGCAGAGCUUCUGCCACUCCUCCAGCCUCUCCCCACAGGACAAGCUGACACUGCCUGGCUUCAGCACUCCACGGGACAAACAGCGGCUCUCCUACGGAGCCUUCACCAACCAGAUCUUCAUGUCCACGAGCACAGACUCGCCCACAUCACCAACUGCAGAGGCGCCCCCUCUGCCUCCCAGAAACGCCGGGAAAGAACGUAGAAGGCUCUUUUGGAGUCUUUCUGGAACAUCAGGUCCAACUGGCCCACCUUCAACACUCCCUCUAAGCACCCAGACCUCUAGUGGCAGCUCCACCCUAUCCAAGAAGAGGCCUCCUCCCCCACCACCCGGACACAAGAGAACCUUGUCUGACCCUCCCAGCCCACUACCUCAUGGGCCCCCAAACAAAGGCGCAGUUCCUUGGGGAAAUGAUGUGGGCUCCUCGUCUUCAAGUAAGACUGCAAACAAGUUUGAAGGGCUCUCUCAGCAGUCAAGCACCAGUUCUGCAAAGACUGCCCUUGGCCCAAGAGUACUUCCUAAACUACCUCAGAAAGUGGCACUAAGGAAAACGGAUACCAUCCAUCAUCUGUCUCUGGACAAGACCAGUGUCCCACCUGAAAUCUUCCAGAAGCUGUCACAGGUGGCAGAGUUGCCACAAAAGCCACCAUCUGUAGACCUAUCCCUGAAGCCAGCAGAACUUCCCCCCAAGCCUGGAGAGCUGCCCCCCAAGCCCCAGUUGGGCGACCUGCCCCCCAAGCCCCAGCUCUCAGACUUGCCUCCAAAGCCACAGAUGAAGGACCUGCCCCCCAAACCACAGCUGGGAGACCUGCUGGCAAAAUCCCAGCCUGGAGAUGUCUUAGCCAAGCCGCCGGAAGUCACACAGAAGUCACACCCAGUGGAUCUCUCCCCAAAUCUGCAGUCCAGGGAUACCAUCCAAAAACAGGCAUCUGAGGAUUCUAACGACCUCAUCACGCCCACUCUGCCAGAGACACCAGUGCCACUGCCCAGAAAAAUCAAUACGGGGAAAAACAAAGUGAGACGAGUGAAGACUAUUUACGACUGCCAGGCGGACAAUGACGACGAGCUCACAUUCAUCGAAGGGGAAGUGAUUAUCGUCACAGGGGAAGAGGACCAAGAGUGGUGGAUUGGGCACAUCGAGGGACAGCCUGAAAGGAAGGGGGUGUUUCCAGUGUCCUUUGUGCACAUCCUGUCCGACUAGCAUCACGCUGCACCACAGGAUUGUCCAGCUCCUCCCUUCGAGCCUGCUGCCUCCGUGGACUGAGUCCAGUGCACAAUGUGUAUAUAGCUGCUGUUACAGAGUCAGAAACUCGGGGAAGGAAUCAGACUGUGUGUUACAAAUACCCUGUGGUCCUCUUCCUUUGCCAGUAUUAGGGUAGCAUUGGGACCCAGCGCGCCUUACUGGUUUGCCAAAGCCAUCCUCGGCGUCUAGCACUUACUUUUCCAUCUUUCUCUCUCUCGCUCUCCUGCUCUUUAUCUCUCUCUCUGCUGUUUUACAUACAAACAAGAGUAUAGGAACCGCUGGCUUUGCAAGUAGAAGUGGUCUCCAGAACCGUUGAAAGGCAUAGAAUUAACUCUGUUCCUAACAAUGCAGUAUUCGUUGUGUUACAGAAAAUGCAACAUUAGCCAAGAGGUGGCUUCUGUUCUGCAGGUGACACUCAGCUCCGUGACAGAGCAGCCCGUAGUGACCUAUCGGUGUGCACAGUUUACAGUUACACAAACCUGCUGUGGUAUUUAUUACAGAGAAGUGCUCAGUUCCAUAGAAGUGUUACUCCUUCAGCGAAAUACUCACCCACUGACCCCAAAGUCCUUGUGACGUUUUAAAUGCACACAGCCUCAUGCCAGUUUAGAUGAGUGGAUUUACACAGUCUUACAGUGAUGAGCGCCCGCCCCUGAGAUUACCUCAUUAUGCAAAAAUAACAUAUCCUUCAUGAAUAUUUGGAGAAAAGUUUAGAACGUGACUGAUGCGGUUCAGCUUUCAAGAACCAAGGACCACCAUAAAAUACUAGCCUCAACAUUAUGCAUGCAUCUAGAAGCUUACCUGAAAUCUGCCUUUUAUAAAGGAAUAGUAUGGAUAAGUGGAACUGUACAUUUUUUUAAACUCGAUUGCCAUUAAAGCAGAAAUUAUAAGGUUGCAA
Molecule: messenger RNA, 4638 nt
Organism: Ochotona curzoniae (black-lipped pika)
Lineage: Eukaryota; Metazoa; Chordata; Mammalia; Lagomorpha; Ochotonidae
Gene: ASAP1
Product: ArfGAP with SH3 domain, ankyrin repeat and PH domain 1
Exons: 30
Coding region: 348-3701 (1117 amino acids)
Biological process (GO): positive regulation of GTPase activity
Cellular component (GO): cytoplasm
Molecular function (GO): GTPase activator activity; protein binding
Source: RefSeq, a predicted model, not a curated record